This is a messenger RNA of Closterium sp. Yama58-4, 2067 nucleotides long. Lineage: Eukaryota; Viridiplantae; Streptophyta; Zygnematophyceae; Desmidiales; Closteriaceae. The record is from the annotation of a GenBank genome assembly.
AUGCCUCUGUCCAAGCGCGUCGACCGCCUUUACGGCGUGGGUGACGGUCGCACCGUCGUCCUCGCCGUCGACACGUGCAAAGGUUGCAUAUCCGCGUUUGAAGACCUCCUCGCAACAGGCUACAAGUCCACAUCCUUCCUCGUUACGCACGAGAACCCCGCCGCGCGGGGAGAGUUCCGCCUAUCCCCCGCGGACCGCCUAAUUGUCGUCUUUCACCGCGGGCAUCACCUUCCCUCUCCGCUGCUGCUCCGCCGCUCGCGGAGCGACGUCGCCGCGCAGCACCAGCAGCUGUUGUCGACGCUCCCGCCGCUCACUUCCCCCCACCUCCCCUCGACCGCACAGCCGUCCCCGCACCAAGCCUCCCCGCAAAAAGGGGCGGCGGCGAUGUUCUCAUUCCUCGCAAGUCCCCGCGCGCGUCAUGCAUGGGGUCCUCCCACUGACAUCCUCUCCUUUAACGUCUCCGUUACAGAUCAUUCCUCGGCGGCACAGAGUCAACAGCUCCCCACUUCAACUGACAGCAAGGCUGACGUGGAAACCGUGGUUGUGGUCCCAUCAACGCCUGCUAAAGAGGUGACUGCGAAGCUCGCUCGAUUUCACGGGCGGACGAAAGCGGCAGCGCUGAAGAUGGCCGCCAUGGCUCGGUCUUACAGGGUGCGCUUCGAGGCUAUUGACCUGGAUGACAUCCAAGGAUCAGCUGCUCCUGAACUUGGCACCUGGGACCCACACUCCCAACCGCCCCAUCAACAAGCAGCUCUCCCAGCACCAAUCACGGAUGACCGCGUCAUCCAUCACAGCGCGGCAGAUGAAGUCAACAAGGCGGUGGCGAAAAUGCAAUCUGGAGGAGAGAACAAGUAUGCCGUCAUUAUCGACGCCGGAAGCACUGGUAGCCGGAUCCACGUUUACCAGUUCAACCCCAAACUCGAGCUGAUGGAGAUCGGCAACGACUUGGAGUUGUUUGUUGCGCUCAAGCCAGGUCUGAGCUCGUUUCGCGAAAACGCCAAGGGAGCGGCGGACUCGCUCCGCCCGCUCAUCGACAAGGCGCUCACCGUCGUCCCCGAGGAAGUCCGCUCCACCACGCCCAUUCGCGUCGGAGCAACGGCUGGUCUGCGCCUUCUCCCUGGCGACCUCGCUGACAACAUUCUCGAAGCCGUCCGGGAGAUGCUCAAGGAGUACCCCUUCACCUUCGCUGCCGAUUCCGUCAAGAUCCUCGAUGGCGCCGACGAAGGCUCCUUCGCGUGGGUGACGGUGAAUUACCUCCUCGGCAAUCUCGGCAAGGACAUCAGCCAGACGGUGGGGGUGGUGGAUCUGGGCGGCGGGUCCGUGCAGAUGACGUACGCGGUGCCUGAUGACGUGGCAGCGAAGGCGCCCGAGGGCUACGUUAGGAGGCUGAGCGGGAUGGGCAAGACGUACGGGGUUUACGUGCACAGCUACCUGGGCUUCGGUUUGAUGGCAGCGCGAGCUCAAGUGCUCAAGGCUAAACCACCCGGGAGCGAGGGGCAUGCGUGUCUGCCCAAGGGCACUGACGACAAAUACGUCUAUGGCACAGAGGAAGUCAAGGCACAGGCGCUGCCAACAGGAGGCAGUGCAGCGGAGUGUGCGCUGAUCGCAGCAAAGGCGUUGGAACUGGGAGGGGCUGCUUCUGGUGACGCUGCCCCGGCAUGCUCCUUUGAGGAGUGCACGUUCGGAGGGGUGUGGAGUGGUGGUCGGGGUCAGGGCGCGUCCAAGCUCUUCAUUGCUUCCUACUUCUUUGACCGCGCUGGCCAGCUUGGUGUUAUUCCUGACCCCAAGGCGUCAUCAGCUCCAGUCAAGGCGAAGGACUUUGCAGCAGCAGCUGAGGCUGCCUGUGCCACACCCUUGGAGGAAGUCACGAAGAAGUUUCCUGCGGUGGAUGGCAAGGACGCGCCCUACAUGUGCCUGGACGUGGUGUACCAGCACAAGCUGCUCACCCAUGGCUUCAAGAUUGAUGAUGGAGCAGAACUUACGUUGGUGAAGCAGGUCACUUACAAGGGUAAGGAUGUUGAGGCAGCUUGGCCACUUGGCGCUGCCAUUGAUGCUAUUUCAUCGUAA